Messenger RNA from Gloeophyllum trabeum ATCC 11539, 9306 nucleotides. RefSeq lists its product as uncharacterized. Gene Ontology annotation, biological process: DNA repair. The record is from RefSeq and is a predicted model, not a curated record. NCBI's taxonomy places the organism in Eukaryota, Fungi, Basidiomycota, Agaricomycetes, Gloeophyllales, Gloeophyllaceae. The coding region runs from base 1 to 9141 and encodes 3046 amino acids. Gene Ontology annotation, molecular function: protein binding; protein serine/threonine kinase activity. The transcript is spliced from 11 exons.
AUGAAUAACAACCUGAAGAAUGUGGUCUCUCAACUCGGAAGCGACAAGGUUAGAGAACGCCAAGAAGCGCUGGAGACGCUGAAGACGACGUUUGCUCGAGAUUCAGCCGUUCUUUCCGUAGACCCUGACGGGAAGGGCAGGGCCUGGCUGGCUAUAUUUCAAGCUCUUUUUACCCUGGUUGAUCAGGAAAAGAAGGAUGUUAUUGGGAAGGGCUCGCUGGAAUCAGCUGUGGGUCCAGGGGCGGCGGCGAGGCGCAGGCUCGGAGAAGCUGCCUCCACUGUGCGGUGGCUUGCUGAACGGAGCGUGCACAGGAUGAAUUCGAAGGUCAUUCAUUCUAUACUGGACAGACUCGUGCACAAAGUGGCGUAUCGCAGCACGGAUUUGCUUGCCCCUGUAGCGUUGGACUUCCUCAAAGCCAUUCGCUGUGUUGUGAGUUUCCAUCCGCAUCUGGAUCAUCUCAAGGCCGCUGUGUGGGUUGACAUCGUACGCUUGACGUUCAAUAUUGUUCUUGGCGACCCCUUGAAUAGCUUUCUGGAUGAAGACGACUCAGCUUCUGCUGAGGAGCCUGAUGACGCCGAUGGUCAUGACUCUGGUGACCCCGAUCAGGAUCAACGACAUCCUACUACUCUUCCGGGAUCGUCUAGGAAGCGUCUUCGACCCAUCCUCAAAGACAGGCAUAGCACCGCUACUCGUCGACAUGUCGGUCGCACCGUCAAAGCAGUGUCUCCGGAGCAGGUAGAAUCCAUGACGAUCCUCUCUAUCCUACUGCGCUCGAACGCGGCACCCUUCCUAUCCCAAGAGCACCCACGCCUCCCUGAAGCCAUCCUUUCUAGGUUCCGACGUUUCAUUGACAUGUACCCGUCUGAUUCUAGCCUAUACCACGACUGUUUGCACGCUCUAUCGGCCACCCUAGGUCAUAUAGCUUUGAACAAGACCCUUGCAGUCCAUAAAUUUGCUUCCGACGUUUGGGGCGGGCUGGUCGAACUGAUGGCAACCAAGAAUAAGAAGUUGAAGGAGAGUUUGCUAGCGAAUCUGAAACUGCUCUUUCCUUACCUCACCAUGUCAAUGGUCGAGGAUUCCGACGCUGCAACGUCGUGGGCUGAAGGAGUGGGAAAAUUAUGGCAAGCGCUAGAUAUGGAGAUUGGGAGCAGACGUGGUCUCGAACCUUUGCCAUUGGACGCCAUACGGCUGCAGUUGGCUCUUCCGACGGAUGAAGGCGCCGUGGAGGAACCAACUGGGGCUUUUGUCGCUCAUACUUUCCGCUACGGCAGGGAAUUUAGCGCAAGUCAUGCCCUGACAUGGGCUGUUUUAGAAUUGCAGGCGGACUGCCUGGCAAAGUUACUGGUCUUGUCCGAGUCGAUGCGAGGAUCACUUGCCACGAUGACCAGGAAUGACGGCAAACGAGCGAGGCUGCAGAAUCCUAUAGCAACCCUCCUCGUCUCCAUACAGAAUGAGCCACAGACUAGCAUCCGGACGUAUAGGCUGCAGCUACUUCUAUUUUUCAUCGACCGGCAUUGGAUGAUCUUGCAUGCUGAUCACCGGGGAGCUGUACUGGACCUUUUGAAUCAGUACAUAUCCAUCGACGAUGCUGUCGCGCAGUCUUGGGUGUUCCUUACUCUCGCUGCCAUAGCUUAUGCUGUUGGCCGUCAAGACGGUUCGAAUACUGCUAAGCGUUUUGAUCAAGGCAGCUGGGAUGCUAUCUGGACGCAUCUUGUCCGACGUGCGAACGUGGCCCUAAUAUGUCGCGCUGCUUGCCAUGCGGGAUAUACGCUGCUUCAGGCAGCCAGGCACUUGGUGUCUCCUCAAUGCGUAUUAUCCGAGAUAGAGUUGCUGGCCAGGGAUUUGGACGUGCAAGGCCCGACAUAUCCGAGCGACUCCGUGUGUGCAUUCCUAGGGACCUGCCUCAAGAUAGCAAGUCAGGACAUGAGACUGUUCCGAAUGCAGCUGGAGGAGAAGGUCCUCAGUUGGUUGAUCGAAGUGUGGCGAGUUGGCGAAGGAUCCGUUAGAGCCGUGUCCUCCGCGCCAUCUCACACGGUGGACGAUGUUCUAAGCCUACUUCAGACUAUCCGCGGCGUUGGCAGGCGGGCUCAUGUCAUAUGUCGCAUCUUGCUCCCAGAUUGUCUAAUAACCCAUACGGUAAUCGAAGAACAGAAGUGCUCCGUCAUACGCGACUAUCUUCUGGAUGCCCACCUUCCUCGUUAUUCUGAAACCACUACUUCGAAAGCCGACCAUGCGUCUGAUGGGUCUUCCGGUACGAUGCAGGGUGAUGCAGACCUCAGCGAACCUCGAGCCCGAGACCGGAGGAUCUCCACCUUUCUGCUCAAGUUGCUUGAAGACGUCUCCGUUCGAUGGGGCGCUCUUCAAGACAUGAAAAUGACGGCCGAGAGGGCCAGGCGAGAUCUGGAUUUGGCUGCGGUCGCUCUCAUUUUUGAACACUGCCUCGUAUUAAACGGAGUCCGAAGUAACAGACGAGUUAUUCAAGCUGCUUGCAGAGUCGUCUCACAGCUCAAACCAUUACUUACGGACAGUAAACUGACAGACGCGGAAAGACUGUCGCUCGUUCUUGGUCUAGAACCUUUGGCUUUGGCUCAGCUACAAACGGAAGAAGACGACAUAUGGGAGACGAUGUUGCCUGCCGGUGAAGGCACUGGAAUCAAGAGAGAAAUACUCAGGAGAGUUCUACGAGGGUCAGACAAUAGUGCAAGAGAUGUCGCAUCUCGUAGAUGCCUGCAGCGUCUUGUUUGGCAAAGCAGUGAUGUACAAGAUGCAUUUGCCGGGAUGCUCGAAAACAUGAGAAUCGUCACCAGGGCUGCUCUGGGAUGUCAUACUUCUUCUGCGACAUUCGCCGCAUCCCGAAUGCUGGAAGACGAAGACGAUUUUGCAGAAACAUAUGCCCGUAGCCGGAUGACUCGCGCUACAGAAAUCCAGCCGUCUGACGAUACGUCCAUGGAACGCCUCGACCUCAUCAGGUCUUGUACACUUUUUCUCUCUGUCGCACCAAUCUUGCAAUCCUCUUGCGGCGAGCCGACUCGAGACAAGGAGCUAUCAGAGAUUUUCCUGCAAUCCGGCGACACGAAGUUCCUUGCAUACGCUGGCCCGUAUUUCCAUAGUAUUCGAAUGCGGACUCUGACUAUCAGUGUCUCCAUACUCGAGAAGUUUCUGGAUAAGGUCGAAGCUUUACUAAUUCCAUAUCUAUACUCUCAUAGCGAGAGAUUGCAAGUGCUGGUCAUUCAAUUCCUUGGCUCAACAUCGCAUAUCUGGUUGGACCAGAAUGACGGCGACCUUUCCCCGGAGAGUGUGGGUGGGCGGGUGCUUACACUUUGUCGAUGGCUCCAGGAGACUUUACAGACUGGCAGGAUAUCGUCGUGGAAAACCCGAGAUCACAUUGCCAGAUUUUUGGACGGAUACCUCUCUCAAGAUCCAACUCAGCGGUUUUGGAGACUGAGGUUAGACGACGAGGAGGAUGUAGAGGAACCAGAUUCCUUUCCGACUGCCAUUCUUCCUACAUUGUGUGCAGACAAGGACGUGCGAGUACGCUUUAGAGCAGCCGUUCUGAACGCUCGAUUGUUUCGUCUGGCUUAUGCGAACAAGCUCGAUCCCCUGCCCUUGUAUACGAGCGUCACGAAGUCGCUAUGCACCGAUCUCGGAAACUUGGAGCACAUGCUAACCCGCCUGCUGUGUCUCGGCAACAUAAUGGUGGUUAGCUCAGCUGUCAGGCGCGGCUCUUACUGGCAUCUUUUGGAGACCUGCUUGUACACAGUGGCGUACAACGCUCAUGUUAAGGCAGUGUUACUCUGUGUUUCGGAAAGGAUGGGUCUACCCAGCCUCUCCCAGCUAUUCGAAGCCUACGCGUCUCAAAUUGCUUAUUCUAUACGACAAGGGGAACUUGACUUCCUCCGACUUCCUCCGCACCUGCUAGGUUACACUGAUCGGCGUGCGUGUGCUGAAGCCACAUUCCUGCAAUUUUCGCCCACGAAUCUUCUAGCUGGAGGUUCGCCAUCUACUGUAGCACAUGGGAAGAAACUAUUCGCGAAUCAUUGCAAGGCAAUUCAGAAAACAGUCGCGCAGGGUAUCUGGGAGUGCUUUCCGGACAUCAUUGGGCAUCAGCUUGUCUUUUGGGUCGAAGAUCACAUGUCCGACCCGGAGGCCAAGGUGGAGGAUCUCCGCCAGGUUCUCCUUGAAAAAGUCUCAGAUAUGCAGGAGGCUCAUAACUUUGACAAGUAUAUCUUACAGAGAGCCGAUUGCAUUAUCGCUGCUAUGCUUCGAACUGUGAACGACCCAGACUUCUCUCAGGAUGGAUCAAUCGUGAAUGCCCUCAGAGCAAUCGGCGAUGAAGCAGUUCAAACUUUUCAGGACCUUUCCCACUACCGCUCCCGCGAUGCUUUCCCCGCCCACGAGCCGAAUCUUCCGAGUUUCAGUGCCACAACUAUCCUGCAUUCACUGAAAUGGCUGCUGCGUUUAGCACCUCAAGUUCGUGUCGAGUCGGUCUCAUAUCAUUUGAUGCACCAGCUAUUCUCAGAUAUCCAGCGCUCUCCCCUCUUGAACGAACAAAAGCGUCUCAUCAAUGGAAUUCUGAUCUGGGUAGCAGCACAAGCGUCCUUGUUUCGAGACAUGACUCUACUCAGGACGUUCAUCAAUGGCAGCACUAUCCUGCUCUGUCAGAGUGAUCUAGCAAGGGCGGCUCAGUCUAUGCUUGAAUGGGCUUUUGGAGUCUACAUCAAAGCUUCGGAUCGCGACCCGCGCUUCCCAAACGUUGUUGUUCGCAUUUCAUGCAUAGCCCAUGAUUAUAUGAUGGACUCCCAAGAUAGAACAGUUUCUCAACUGGGCUCCGACUUGUUGCAAUGGAUCGAAGCACAGACCGUGAUACUCUCUGAUAUUGACUCGAUCCGUCCUCAGGUCCUGAAGGCGCUACCUGCAUGGCCUCGCGAGCCCUCAGCACCGCUAGGAGCCAUCUACGACACGACUACGGGGGAUAAUAUAUCCUCCGUCUUAGCGGACCACCGCAUGUUGGGCAACAAAUUCCGAUUAGUCAGACGUCUCCGCGAUUCUCUCAGUAGCGCGGACAGUAGGCGGUUUGCCAUCUCUGAUUUCUGGCGUCUGAAGGAAUGCAUCCCUUCUCCAGAGUCCAUACAGGACAAGGAUGCUGAAGCUUUUGCGGAGCUGCUUUUCCUGGCUCAAGGGCGUAUUGAGAGUUUCGCGAACGAUCAGCCAGCUCCAGAGACUCUGAGGACGAGACAUCAACGUUAUGGUCGCAAGAAAGAUGCGGAUGCGGGCUCCCUAGGGACGGCUUUGACAUAUCGACCAAUCAUCCUGGCUCUGCUUUCCCUCCUUGAUAGUCCUUCUCCAUCUCGCGCGAGCGGCGCUUACCGCACCCUCCGCCUACUUAUCAGUGUCUGUACGCCAGCCACUUUAGAACCUCGGAGCUGGUCCACUGAUAUCCGCGGAGAGCUACGAUUCCUUCAAGCACAUCCUGUCACUCCACGCAUCGCUGCUUCCUGUCAAAUCCAAGAUCUGAUGGCAGAAGCAAUCGUUCACUCAUCAAAGGAUUUUCCGGUUUGGAUCACUACUGUCACCAAGUUAUUCUGCGAUGUGCUUGCAGCUCAGGACCGCUUCUUCGCUCAGUUAUGUUCUGUCGUCGUGGACGAUGUAGAGUUCGCAGAACAAGUGCUUCCCGUCCUCAUCCACACUGUUCUGGAGGUUUCACGACGCAAACAAGAGGAUAGCAACACUCGCACCAUCGUCUCCGAGUAUCUUAUGGCAGUUUUAUCGCUAGAAGGCGUCCACACGUCGUCUUUGAGGGCUGUAGUGGAUGUUAUCCUCCAUCUUCGGCACUUCUCUCCAGACAGUAGUGAUGCUUUGGCAUACGACAAAUGGCUUGAACUCGACUAUACAUUGCUCAGUCAAUCAUGCUUGAAGUUCGGGGCUUAUACGACAGCUUUGCUCUUCCUCGAACUAGCCAUUGAAUAUACGCCCACGGAAGCAACCGCAGUCGACGAGCAAGUUCUCUACGAAAUCUACAGCCGCAUCGACGAGCCCGACGGCUUCUACGGCAUCAAGACCAGAGACCUCCAUCAAUUUCUUCUGAAGCGGUUCCACCACGAGCAUCAGUGGGAUAAAGCUUUCAAAUUCCAUGGCGCCAGCAUCGAGGCUGGGGCUGCCAGCCCUUCCGACGCAGAGGGUAUUAUUCAGUCUCUACAUUCAUUUGGCUUCCACCAUAUGGCUAUUGGAAUGCCGGAUGUGUCUGUGGCCGGCGCAAUUCACACCCCCUCCUCACGUUUCAACUAUGACCUCGGUUGGAGGACAGAAACUUGGGAUCUUCCGGAGCAAACGGAAGUUCUUAACAACGGCGCUCCGCUCUAUAAGGCCCUACGGGCGGUGCAUCGGGAGCGUGACCAACAGGUUGUCAACUCGACGCUUCACUCUGGGUUGCGGGCAGAACUGGAGAGACUCCGUGGUCUCGGUGACGAGAACUUGGUGGAAAUACGUGAAGUUGCCAGGAAUUUGAUGUGCCUGUCAGAGGUUUGCAGAUGGAGGACAAACGAACUCCAGGAGAAUCUGCGACGGAAAAACAUUGAUUUGGACAAGUGGUCAAUAUUCCAUGGUAUUCAUGCUGGUUUCGAUUUCACUGAUCUAGAGAGUAUAAUGGCCACUCGCGUUUCGCUUCUUCGAUCUGCAGCCCAAAGAGAACAACGAGAAUUGAUAGGAAAUUUGGUGACGCCAUUCUUCAAGAGCAUUAUCGACAUCGAAAAGAAGUGUCUAGUUAGACUCUCAGCCGCUGCCAGAGACUCCCGACAGCUGCAAGUCGCUCUUAACUCCGUAAUUCGCGCUCAGAGAUUGGAAGGAGACCCUAGUUUGGAAGUGUCGGAAGAAUUUGCCCAUGUUCUCUGGCUGCAGAACGAACAAAAGCUGGCAGUGCAAUUACUGCAAGAAAUACUUGGUUCUUCCGUGUCCCAUUCUGACCAGGAAACGCUUACUGCCGAUAGCAGAGCUGUGUUGCUAGCCCGACUGGGAACAUGGACAUCCGAGGCGUGUUUACAAAAGCCAACCGACAUCCUAUCCCAUUACUUCGACCCCGCCGUGGCCUACAUCGCUCCGGUCGGCGGUUCGCAGUCACGUCACAGCUCUCAAGCUAUCGUCUAUCAGCAAUGCGCGAUGUUUGCUGAGCGACAAUACAGUGCCAUAUCAAAGUCUGAUGAUGCUCUCAGGUGGAAGGUAUACAUGGACCGCAAGAUACAGGAGAUAAAGCAAAGAAAACGCGAGAUGGAGAAGUUCCCGGCGGGUACAAGCCAGUAUAAUGCACUAGCGCGUGACCAAGAAAAAGCGGAAAAACUUCUUCGGCUAGACGAAGAUCGCUGGAAACAUCAUCAAAGUGCGCUCGAGGCGUUCAUCCAACAGGCGGUGGACAUGCAUUCUUGUUAUCUUGAAGCGUCGGACGACUUCGAUGAUGACGGAAGCAUCCGCCUGUGUUCCCUCUGGUUUGCGAACUUUGAUAAUGCGACAUUGCAGCCGAGGGUCCGUUCUGCUCUGGAUCGUGUCGCAUCUCGCAAAUUUGUUUUCCUGGCUCAUCAGCUGUCCGCAAGGCUUUCAAAGAACCACGCCGAGGGGACUGGUCAGAGCACCCUGCGGGCUCUGCUCAUCCGUAUGUGUAAAGAACAUCCUUUCCAUAGUCUAUAUCAAGUCUACUGUCUGCGAGCCGAACAAGCGCCUUCACAGUCCCAAUCCUCGUCAGCCAACAGACGACACUCGGCGCGCCAUGAAUCUCCAUCCUCGCAGAUCGACCGUGCCAGUGCUGCAACAGACAUAUUCGACCGUCUUCGUGAAGACCCUUCAACUGGACACCGAAUCGAGCGCAUAGAAUCUCUGUGCAAUGCCUCCCUCCAGUGGGCUAAAUAUCCUAUCAAGAAGAAUAGCAAGUAUGACAAGAGUCAGAAAGGGCCCUUCCAGGUACCGGAUGAUUUACUUAUCCGGAAAAUCCAAGACUACGAUGUCCCAGUGAUGACGGCGGAAACACCUAUUGAUCCCACGAUGCAGUACUCCGAUUGCAUAUGGAUCAACAAGUAUGAGAGUACCUUCGAAACCGCCGGUGGCGUUAAUCUCCCUAAAAUCAUCAACUGCAUCGGAAGCGACGGCGAAAGAUACAAACAAUUGUUCAAGGGCGAAGGUGGGGAUGACCUGCGUCAGGAUGCGGUCAUGGAACAAGUCUUUGACCUCGUGAACAUCGUGUUACGCCGGGACGUCGAGACGCGGAAACGCGACCUUAACGUUCGUGGCUACAAAGUAAUACCUCUAGCUUCUCAAGCAGGAGUUAUUCAGUUCGUGAAGAAUACUACGCCUCUGCAGUCUUGGCUGUUCGCUGCUCAUAUAAGAUACCGACCGGAAGACAUGUCGCACAAGGAGGUUCACAGUCAGCUAGUGAAGAAACGCAAGGAGUGCGGUGGCCAGGCUGAGCCACUUGUGGACCUUUUCCUGGACAUUCGCAAGAGAUUCAGGCCUGUCAUGAGGCACUAUUUCACGGAGAAACACAAGAACCCUAUGUCGUGGUUUAGCAAACGUCUGAACUAUACCAGGAGCAUCGCCACCACUUCCAUAGUGGGGCAUAUUUUGGGUUUAGGUGACAGACACACCUCCAAUAUUCUGCUGGACAACAGUACUGGCCAGGUUGUGCAUAUCGAUUUGGGUAUCGCGUUCGACCAGGGGAAGCUUCUACCCGUGCCAGAGCGCGUCCCAUUCCGCAUGACUGCUGACAUGGUCGACGGCAUGGGCAUGUCUGGCACCCAAGGCGUAUUUCAGAGAUGUGCCGAAGAGACCUUGCGAGUCUUGCGCGACGGUUCAGAGGUGAUCAUGACGGUCCUGGAGGUGUUCAAAUAUGACCCCCUGCAUUCAUGGACUGCGAGUGAACUCAAAAUCAAACGGAUUCAGGGAGAGUCUGCACCGACGUUCCCCGACGGAACUCGGAUGGCGAUCGGAAUCGACAUGACAAGUGGUUCCGCCGACGAGGCAGCUGACCGCGCUCUAACGUCCGUGGCUAAGAAACUCGACAAAUCACUCAGCGUAGAAUACACAGUCAACGACCUCAUUGCCCAAGCCACUGAUCCUGUCAAUCUUGCUACUAUCUUCCCCGGCUGGGGACCCCAUUACUGAUCCAGAUACCCUUGCAACUCCAUUCAUCUCUUCAUUGUAUUUCGGAGAAUAUGCGUAUAUCUGUAGAAGCCUUCACAUUGGAACAAACAUGUAUCAAUAUCGCUGUCAACGACGCUCACGGUGUAUGACUAAAUGUGUAUUAACUUAUUAUGAUCCUCAAUAGAC